Molecule: messenger RNA, 4029 nt
Organism: Bolinopsis microptera
Lineage: Eukaryota; Metazoa; Ctenophora; Tentaculata; Lobata; Bolinopsidae
Product: RAB11-binding protein RELCH homolog
Exons: 19
Coding region: 60-3614 (1184 amino acids)
Biological process (GO): intracellular cholesterol transport
Cellular component (GO): recycling endosome; trans-Golgi network
Molecular function (GO): protein binding
Source: RefSeq, a predicted model, not a curated record
AGGUGAUAUGAAUACUGGGUGAACCUGCUCCUCCCUCACGCUCCUCCUCCCCCCUCGUUAUGGAGUGGGAGGAGAUAGCGGUCGCCCUCCUCGACAAGAAACUUUACCUCUCCGCUCUGGAACUUUACUAUGAGCUUCUGGAACACAACCAUGAAAUCAACUCUCUCAGAGAUUUCUUCAGUAAUCCCGGCAACUUUGAGACGUUCUACAAUAUACCCCGGUCCACCUCUCUCCAGACGUUCGACUCUCUGGACCUGGUAUCCCGUUACUCUGACGACGAUCCUGUAAAUGUGGCUGAUGAGAGGGUCACUGUGUUGGAGUUUGAGCUGCGCAAGGCACAGGACACUAUAAAUGCGCUACGUGGCACUCUUACUUCUAGUGCAGCACCUGAGCACAAAGAACGCAACUCCUCCAACUCCGAACACAAGGGUCCCAUCCUCCCCUACGAGAGACGGUGCCUGAACUUCCUUAUCUCAGAGCACCUGCUUACCCAGAACUGUAAGCUCACUGCAAUAACUCUCUCCGAGGAGUCCGGAGAUCAGGAUCUGGAGGAUUGGGAGGAUGUUGGCCUGAACUGUCCUCGACCGCCCAGCUUGUUAGGAAUCUACAGAACCAGUGAUCACCAUCAGAUACAAUCUUUAGAAGAGAAAUGCAAGGUCCUCGAGAACAAGUGCUCAGCCCUGACGUCCGAAAUGAACGCCUCAAUAUCACAGAUAACCCAGCUAAAGAAACUGUUGUCUGAAACCGAGGAAAGUGUCAAGACCACCGAGAAGAACAGCACUGAUCUUGUAAUUGUUCCCAAGGAGCCUCGGAAAUCUGAAUCAUCAGAUGGAAAUGUGAUAGUUUACUUUGAAGAGGGCGCUGUAAAAACAAAGGAUGAGAGAAAUAGACGUCAAACAUCCGACUGUUCGGUGAUAACCCAAGACAGCAGUGACAAAGAAAGGUGUCAAGAUGCUGGUUCAGCAGUCGGCAGUAUGACUUCCUACUCGACCAAUGACGACAGUCUCAAAGUAAUGAGACAUGAGGUAGAGUUGAGUUUAGCGGAAGCAACACGAGAAUCUCCAGUCUCAACUAGCCCCAGUGAGAUUGGGGACCAAGAGGACGAGGAUGCUGGGGUCGAGGCUGAUGGAGGUGUCUCUGAUGGGAUAGUAUCUGUUACUGAGGACGAGCAAGAUAUCGAGGAGAGGGACGGAGAAACUUUAAGUUUAAGAGAGGACACGGUUAAAUCCAUCUCACCAGUGCAAGAUGCUGAAAAUAACCCACUUGACGUUGAGUUAAAACCGAGUGAAGUGAGUCCAGAGGAUGUAAAAAUUGAGGAGUCUCCAGAAGUUGAGGAACAGGCUGCAGAAUCAUCAGACUCUGUUUGCGAUCAAGGGAAAGAGACGCCUGUUUUUGUAGAGGAGGAACAAAACGAAAACAUCAGUUCUAAAAAUACAACCCGAGAAUCGUCUGAUGUCGAGGUCAUAUCCUCAUCUGACUGUAACACUGGUAAUCAAGUGGGGGAAAACAUCAGUGGAUCUGAUGGAGACAGAACCAGUCCAGAAACCGCACCAGAUACUGGAAUAACACUGCCUGAGUACAGCGUAUCCCACUUUUUCGCCAACUCUCUGAAGGUCCUAGUUGAAGGUGCUGGUCAGUGUAGGCUGAGUGAGGAGAUAUCGCAUAUCUCGGAUGAUCCGAUCUUGGUUAUGGGAAGGUGUUUGCCUCAUAUCAUGCCUCACGUCCUCCUCAACAAAAGAGAGGAGCUGUUGCCAGUUAUCCUGUGUCUAGCCGUACAACACCCCAACCCUACCACACGGGACAGCCUCCUUCACCUCCUCUUCAACCUAGUCAAGAAACCUGACUUCGACCAAAGGCAGAUAAUUAGGGCCGGAUGUGAGGCGUUUGCUCGGAGUGUUGAUCGGAGAAGGUUGGAGGAGGAGCUGUUACCUCAAUGCUGGGAACAGAUAGCAGACAAGUUCGUGGAAAGACGACUGUUAGUUGCCGAGACCUGUGGUUCGCUGUCAGUACACUUCUCGGUGGACGUCUGCUCGUCCCUUAUCCUGUCGAUAUUGAAACAAGUUCUAGACGACAAGGACGAGUCAGUUCGGGAAAGUGCCGUAAAGAAUCUGUCACUUGUGAUUACAAGGAUUUAUAAUGAACACAAAGCUUCUGAUUUGCUGCAGAUCCUGAGAAAUACGUUACAUGACAGCAGCAGUAAAGUUCAACAAACUUCCCUCCGUUUUUACCUGCCUGCCCUCUCCUGCUGGCUGCUAUCACGUGACCACUACCUCCAAACCUGCUACAACAUGCUCCUCCAGCAACUUCUUUCUUCCAUCCAGUCUGCAUCCUCAGCUCGGCACAUUGCCAUAUACCUGCAGUCUCUCAAUGUUAGCAACGUGUUCGUGUUAGCUGGGAUGUUGAAACCUCUGGUGACGGACGCUCCCGCUGAUGCCAUGUCCCAGAGUACGGAUGAGUCCCACCUGGGACUGUUAGACCCAUGUGUUAUACUGAGUAUCACUAAAAGUCAGUACACCUCAGCCUUGUCCAGCUUGAACACCAGUAUUGUCCAGCAGAGUCUACCAGAAAGUGUGCAAAUACAAACUGAGUGGUACAGGAGCACAGCUGUACCGUGUCUUGUUGAGUGUAUAAAGAGUGUUAAAGACAAAUCUUUAAUGGCUGAUUUCACCAAGCUGCUCGCUCAAAUGCAGAUGGUGAUCGGUCGUACGUUCGUUCAGCACGUGGUGAGGCCGGUGUUGCUAGAGCACGUGAUGGAUGCACGUGUGUUGCCGGUGUACUGUGCGGGGAUAUUGGCGGCUAACGAGGAGGACCGGGCCGAGCUGAAGGAGUUUCUGGGAGAUACGCUUAACCAGUACGCUCACCAGUACCUCGAUGUGGGGCCCCUCACUGAAACAUUUGCUGAGUUGAGUCUGACACGGUCAGUCCUGCACAUUCUGGUUAAUGUCCUCAAUACAGCUCUGAGGGAAGCAACUAACCCACACAUGAAGGGCAUCAUCGCCAAAAUCUGUAAGGGGCUGUGUGACUGUGCAGAUCCUCAAGAUAUUGUAACCCACGUGAUGCCUAUACUAACCCGUCUAGCUAACGAUCCAGAUGUGUUUGUUCAGACAUCUACUGUCAUUUCAUUCGCUGUCAUGUUACAGCGCUCCUCAGGAUCAGUCAGCAGUAUCAGAGAACAGCUGGAUAAGUUUAUCAGCGAGUCUGUGUCCUCUGAUGUCCACGUGAUGAUGUGCGAGCUGAUCGAGAGCUUUACUCUUGUUUUGCCUCUCUGUAAUCCUGACAUUCAACGAGAUUUUCUGAUACCAAGACUGGCAACUAUUGGUGUGAGUAACUCCGCGAUAACCAACAAAACCAAACGAAGGGACAUAACAGAACGACUUAUCCUGGCUUACAAAGCGAUCCUGUGUUGUUACAUUUCAACUGAUACGAUAGAACAUUACAUAGUACCGGGGCUACAAGCUCUGCUGACUGAUGCUCAGGAGGUCGUACCGGACAAGCAGCCCACUGUUGAUAUCAUGUUACGUGAAGUGUUGUCUAAGACAUCUAUGGCGAGUAAAGACCAGCGGCCGAGCAAUGCCUUCGGUUCAAAAAUGAGUGGAUUUUUUAAGAAGAAGUAACUAAGAUACGUUUAAUGUAUUUUACUGACGGGAUUUCCGGAUUGAGGACUUUUCGUUGUGCAUGGAGUUGCGUUGACCGCUUUUAUACUGACACAUUUUACAAUUCGCUAAUUUAUCAUUAUUAUUCACGUUUAGCCUUAUAAAUUAUUACGCCUUCCGGUAGAUGUACAAUGUAAACAAUCUACAUUAAAGCGCAUAAUAUAUAAUAAAUGUACUUAUAGUUAUAACACUCAUUUAAUGAACAAUGAUUCGUGAAAUCCAAAUCAUGUGGGGUCUCGAUAAAAUAAAAUGUUUUUUGUUGAGGAUGAAUUUAUUGUUUGUUUUUUGUUUGGUAGGAUUGUGUAUGACUUGAUUUACUUUCAAUGUUAGAUAUUUCGUGUACAUAGAUUUUUGAACUUUUGGUUCAAUUUCCUAA